AUCUCUGUAAUUUCUACAAAGAGAACGAUGUCAUGUUGACUUUUCUUCACGUUUUGAAAGAUUACAUGCCAAGCUGAAAUAUAUAUAUAAAUACAUGGGAAAUAUAUUGUAGUUCUUGGAAUCUGCAACUGAGUUACCGUUGCUGUAAGUAGCAGCAGAGUUUACUCUCUAACGUGUUGUUACCUGCAGCGAUAAAAAGUCUUGAUGCUGCCAAACUGAUUGGGCGGGACGUACUGUAAACAAGCGGAGGGCACUCGCUCAGAACCUGGCCCUCUCUCCUGUUCUCCUAGUCACAGCUGGGUGGAGAUCAAGAAGCUAAAAUCUACUGUUCAUUUACUAUUCAUUAGAUCAUCCAGGUGGACAAACCCCGGUGCAAGAAGGAAAGAACUUUUCAAAGAUGAUCCACACUGCUGCUCUUGGAACAGCUUCUUGGGAACUUCGUGUUGCCAUUGAUCAACCAAAUGAGGAGAAGAAUGAAGAAGUUACCAUUCGAGUAUCAGGAGAUCUUCAUAUUGGCGGAGUAAUGUUCAAACUUGUAGAACAAAUUGGGAUCGCCAGGGAUUGGUCAGACUAUGGCCUUUGGUGGGAGCAGAAAAACUGCUGGCUGCUGAAAACACACUGGACGUUAGACAAGUAUGGCGUACAGGCCGACGCUAAGCUGCUUUUCACACCUCAGCACAAACUAUUACGUCUCCGGUUACCAAACAUGAAAACCGUGAGGUUAAAGGUUAGCUUUUCCGCCCUUGUGCUGAAAGCUGUAAUAGAGAUCUGCAAAAUAUUAAAUAUUAGGAGACCAGAAGAGUUAUCCUUGUUGAGGCCCAUGGAAGAUUAUGUAAAAAAGAAAAAGAAAAAGGACAGUAAAGAAACGGUGUUAGAUGAGAUUAUCAACCUGGACAACCCUCAAAAUAACUCAGGAUCAUUAGCAAGCCCUGGGCUAUACAGCAAGACCAUGACUCCCAUGUAUGACCCAGUCAAUGGCACCCCAGUUUCUUCCACAAUAACUUGGUUCACGGAUAGUCCACUAGCAGAACAAAAUUGCAACAUGUUAGCAGUGAGCCAGCCAAACUGUUCCCCCGAAAUACUCGCUCAAAUGUAUCAACCACGGACGCUGCUGGAUAAAGCAAAACUAAAUUCAGGAUGGUUGGACUCCUCUAGAUCUCUAAUGGAACAAGGAAUCCAGGAGGAUGAUCAACUCUACCUAAGAUUUAAAUACUACUCAUUCUUUGAUCUCAACCCAAAGUACGAUGCCGUUCGGAUAAACCAAUUGUUUGAGCAAGCACGGUGGGGUAUCUUGUUGGGGGAAAUUGACUGCACUGAGGAGGAGAUGCUAAUGUUUGCAGCAUUACAGUAUCACAUAAGCAAGUUAUCGUCAUCAGCUGAAGCCUUUGAGUUGACCACGGAUGGAGAAGCGGAUGAAAUAGAUGCAGCGCUAUCCAAGUUAGAGGUGGCUUUGGAAGGAGGAAAAAGAGAGAGGGUACUGGAGGAUAUUACAGACAUACCAAAACUUGCAGAUAAUCUCAAACUUUUUAGGCCAAAAAAGCUAGCAUUAAAAGCUUACAAGAAAUAUUGGUUUGUUUUUAAAGAUACAUCAAUAUCUUACUUCAAAAAUAAAGAAUCUGCACACGGGGAACCCGUCGAGAAGCUGAAUCUUAGAGGAUGUGAAAUGGUACCAGAUGUAAAUGUGGCACAGAGGAAAUUUGGAAUUAAAUUAUUAAUACCUUCUGCAGAAGGAAUGAAUGAAUUAUACUUAAGAUGUGAUAAUGAAACACAGUAUGCUAAGUGGAUGGCUGCCUGCAUGCUGGCAUCAAAAGGAAAGACUAUGGCAGACAGUUCAUAUCGACCUGAAGUGCAGAGCAUUCUUUCAUUUUUGAGGAUGAAGAACAGAAAUAAUAGUUCUCAAGUACCCUCUGACAUUGAAACCGUGGACAUGAAACCAGAGUGCUUUGUUUCACCAAAAUAUGCAAAGAAAUAUAAAACCAAACAGUUGGCGUCUCGCAUUCUGGAAGUGCAACAGAAUAUUGCACAAAUACCUCUCAUCGAGGCAAAAUUAAGAUUCAUCCAAGCGUGGCAGUCUCUGCCCGAGUUUGGCUUGGCCUACUAUCUUGUAAGGUUUUCCGGUAGCAAAAAAGAUGAUAUUGUUGGAGUGUCCUACAACAGACUGAUAAGAAUAGACAUUGCAACUGGAGACCCAAUUACCACGUGGAGAUACUCCAGUAUGAAGCAGUGGAAUGUGCACUGGGAAAUGCAGCAGGUCACUGUCGACUUUGAUCCAAACAUAACCAUCACUUUUAAAUGUCUAAGCGCCAACUGCAAAAUUGUUCACGAGUACAUAGGAGGCUAUAUUUUCUUAUCCACGCGAUCCAAGGACCAGAACGAAACUUUGGAUGAAGACCUUUUCCAUAAGCUUACUGGAGGACAAGAAUGAACACAAUAACAAUCA
Messenger RNA from Spea bombifrons (plains spadefoot toad), 2440 nucleotides. RefSeq names its product FERM domain containing kindlin 1 (gene FERMT1). Gene Ontology annotation, biological process: cell-matrix adhesion; integrin-mediated signaling pathway. The transcript is spliced from 15 exons. Gene Ontology annotation, cellular component: focal adhesion. The coding region runs from base 398 to 2425 and encodes 675 amino acids. Lineage: Eukaryota; Metazoa; Chordata; Amphibia; Anura; Pelobatidae. The record is from RefSeq and is a predicted model, not a curated record. Gene Ontology annotation, molecular function: integrin binding.